AUGGGUGACCACAUUGAGACAGUAUCACCACCGGUGACUAGCGAGGCACUGGGGAAAAGCAGCAGUAGUGACAACGGCGUUGCACCCGAGACACCCACCAAACGCGGCCUUGAUCAGCAGACGCGCAUCGACCAGGCUAUAGACUCGCUUCUCACGCCGCCAAAGUCCAUUUACGACGACUACCCAAUCAAGCUUGUGGACAGGUACAUAGACGAGCCUCGAGAGCUGCGGGUGGCCGUCGUUGGCGCAGGGCUCUCUGGAGUCCUCGCGGGGAUUCUCCUUCCAGCAAAGGUCCCUGGCAUCAACCUCACCGUUUAUGAAAAGAACGCGGACGUGGGCGGAACUUGGUUCGAGAACAUAUAUCCCGGCGUCCGCUGCGACGUACCGGCUCACGUCUACCAGUCGACCUUCGAUCCAAACACCCAGUGGACAGAGGAAUUCGCCCAGGGCCCCGAGAUUCGUGACUACUGGCAGGGCCUGGCGCGCAAAUAUGACGUCUACAAAUACCUCCAGCUCUCGCAGCGCGUCGAGGGUCUGAACUGGGUCGAUUCACGAUCCAUAUGGCAGAUCACCAUCCGCGACCUCAAGACGGACGCAAUCCGGAUAGAGGAGGCCGAGUUCGUCCUGACGGCCAUCGGCCGCUUUAACGCCUGGAAGCUGCCGGAUUACCCCGGCAUCAAGGACUUCAAGGGCGUGCUCAGGCAUGCUUCGAACUGGGAUCCCAACUUCGACCCCAGAGACAAGAAGGUGGCCGUGAUUGGCAACGGCGCCAGCGGCAUCCAGCUCACGUCCAACUUGCACAAAGUCGUCUCGCACCUGGACCACUACGCAAGAAACAAGACGUGGAUCACGGCGUCUUUUGCCGGCGAUGAGACGUCGAUCGAGCCGAUCCCCAUCCCGGAGGACCUGAGAGAGACGUUCCGCAAAGACCCGGAGGCAUAUCUCGAGUACCGCAAGGAGCAGGAGAGCAAGUACUUCCGCCACUUCAGCGGCUGGCUCAAGGGAUCGAGCGAGAACGACGAGGCGCGGGAGGCGUUCCGCAAGUUCAUGAACGACCGCCUCACCAAGAAGCCCGAGCUCAUCGACGCGCUCAUCCCCGACUUCUCACCGCACUGCCGCCGCCUGACCCCCGGGCCGGGCUACCUCGAGGCCAUCACCUCGGAGAAGACGGACUACAUCCAGACCCGGAUCAGGCGCUUCACCGAGACCGGCAUCGAGACGGAAGACGGCAGGCACCGCGAGGUCGACGCCAUCUUCUGCGCGACGGGCGCCAACGUCGACAUGGCGCCGCCGUUCCCCAUCACGGCCAGGGGCCGGGACCUCGCGCAGGUCUGGCAGCCCGACGGGCCCUACACCUACUUCGGCUCCGCCACCCCGGGCUUCCCCAACCUGCUCUUCAUCCACGGGCCUAACGGCAGCGGCCGCUCCGGCACCGUCCCGCACAACGUCGAGAACCAGAUCACGUACUUUGCGCGGAUCCUGCGCAAGGCGGGCCGCGAGGGCAUCAAGACCAUCCAGCCCACGAGGAGGGCGGCUGACAACUUCACGCAGUACUCGGACGCCUUCUUCGCGACGACGGUGCUGUCGGAGAACUGCAGCUCGUGGUACAACAGCGGCAAGGCUGGGUCGAGGAUCCACGGCCUGUGGCCGGGGUCGGCGACGCUGGCGACGAUUGUGCAGCGCGAGCCCAGGUGGGAGGACUUUGAGUACGAGUACGUCGGGGACUCGGAAAAUCCCUUCCUGUGGUACUUUGGCAAGGGCUGCACGAGGAAGGAAUUGGAUCCGGAGGCGGAUGUCACGCCGUAUCUGAAGGCUGGCGGUGUCGAUCCCAAGGAUGUUCACGAGAGCUGGUGGAGUGUGCCAUAG
This is a messenger RNA of Colletotrichum graminicola M1.001, 1866 nucleotides long. RefSeq names its product 4-hydroxyacetophenone monooxygenase. The transcript is spliced from 2 exons. The record is from RefSeq and is a predicted model, not a curated record. NCBI's taxonomy places the organism in Eukaryota, Fungi, Ascomycota, Sordariomycetes, Glomerellales, Glomerellaceae. Gene Ontology annotation, molecular function: flavin adenine dinucleotide binding; N,N-dimethylaniline monooxygenase activity; NADP binding. The coding region runs from base 1 to 1866 and encodes 621 amino acids.